UAUUAAAUAUCCAAUUGUUUUCGUUAUUGGGCAAGCCUGUGUUAAUCGAGACACAGUCAGAUAUCGAGAAGAAAAAUGUGAAAAGUCGAAAAUAUAAAUAAACCAGAAAAUUUAUUCAAAAUUUACCAUGGAAGGCGAGAAAAUUUUGAUGGCCGCAGGUGUAACAGUUGCAGCAGUUGUCGGUGCAUUUGUUUUCUGGGGUCCUUCAGGUUCGUCACGUUUACGACAACGGCGAGGACAAAUUGCUGGACUACAUAACUUUGGUCAAACAUGCUUCUUAAAUACAUUGCUGCAGGCAUUGGCUGCCUGCCCUCAAUUUAUAGCCUGGCUUCAACUAUAUAAUAAUGCUAACUCCGAUCGAAAGAGCCUGAUAUCAUCACUUUUGAGCACACUUGAAGUUAUAAAUGGCACACAUUCAACUUUGCGGGGUGACCCAUACUCUCCAGGUGCGGUUAUGCGGGCACUUCAUGCUUUAGGUUGGGUAAUACCACAGGAGGAACAUGAUGCACACGAGCUGUUUCACGUACUAUUGGCAUCUCUCGAAGAAGAGGCUUUGCGACCAAAAAAAGUUGGUUGUCUCUCAGAUGCGUUACCACUUACAGUUUCGGGUGGUGAAGGAGAUCAACCAGAUAGACCAUCCAGUGCUAUGUUAACUGACUUUUUAAAUACUGAUUACGAUGAAUCAACUAAUUUAAUGCGCAUGGUGCGUUCUGAGGCUCAUACACCAGAUUCGCCAUCAUCAGUGUGCGAACGUGAAAUGUGUCCUGGUGAAGGAGGUGCAGCUGGUACAUCGCCAACAGAAAUAAUGGACUUUGAUCCAUUAGCAUCGCCAAUAUUGGGUGGCGAACGAUCCAGUCGAUCACGUAAAAUCCAAUUAACGAAACAUGGGUGGCCAGAAGGUCUAAACAAACGAGUUUCUACAUCUUGUCGAUCAUUGGAGCGUCUUAGUCGUGGUCCCGGGAGAGUAUCUAUUUGGUCCGAUCAAAUGCCAGCUCAAGUUGCAAUACCCUUUCAAGGCGCUAUGGGUACACAAAUCGUUUGUAACGGUUGCGGCUUCAAAUCCACUGUUCGAUACGACAAAUUCGAUAGCAUCACGUUAAAUUUACCAUCUCAACGUCGUUCUGGUCUUAGUUUGGGACAUUUGCUGAGUGAAUAUAUAACAUCUGAGGAACUGAACGAUGUAAAAUGUGAAUCAUGCAACGAAACAUCCAACCAUACAAAAUCUUUGACAUUCGCCAAAUUGCCCGGUUGUCUUUGCAUUCAUGUUGCGCGAACGGUAUGGCUACCAACUGGACAAAUUUGUAAGCGUCAAGACUAUGUGCAUUUUCCUGAGAGUUUGUCAAUGGCACCAUAUAGUUUCGUACAGCCUCAUUUGAACAGUCAAGCAGGCACACCAUGGGGUUCCACCAUGUCCCUCUUCUCCUCAAGUCUACCCAUGAAUAGUUUGGGCGGCAGUGCUAAUGACUCAUAUGGAACUGCAUUUGGUACAAUGUUUCCCAAAAACCUUUACCGACUUUUAGCUGUGGUGGUUCACUCGGGUGAGGCAAGUAGUGGUCAUUUCGUAACUUAUCGGCGUGGUGCUUUAAGGAAUGCUCAUCGUUGGUUCUACACCUCAGAUACUGUUGUGCGUGAAGUCUCAAUAGAGGAAGUGCUUAGUGUACCAGCCUAUUUACUAUUUUAUGACCGCGGUCCCCAGCGACGCUAAGUUGUGGUACUGAUUUGUUUAAGUUUAUUAUCCACUAGUGUAGAAGCGUUGGAAAUGCAAACACAAAAAAAAAAUAUAACAGUUAUCUUCAGCUGUCUGUGGCAUUAAAUGUUAAUCUAUUCGAUGUAAUGGUACAAAAUGCUAUUCCAUUGUAUACAAUUUGGGAUCUCUGCUAAAUAUAUGUAUUUAUUUAUGUAUAUAAGUUACCUUCACCACCACAGAUUCGGCAUUUUAUAUUUUUUUAUAUAAUUAUUAUCUAAGUGUUAUGCAAAACAUAUUCUCUGCUCAAUAAUUUCAAGUGCCAUUUUGACUAGUCGAUCUUAUUAUGGCUUGUGCUAGAAUUGAAUACGGAUAUUGAUAGAUACAAUUAUUUGAUAUUUAAAGUUGUGAGCGCUUAUAUUUUCUAGCAAUUAAGAAAUUUGAAAAUUAUAAAAAAUGCAUUUACCGACUGUGAAUUUCGCUUAAUUAGUUACAUUUAAUUUAAAAUAUAUCUUCAUCAAACGAA
Molecule: messenger RNA, 2210 nt
Organism: Bactrocera oleae (olive fruit fly)
Lineage: Eukaryota; Metazoa; Arthropoda; Insecta; Diptera; Tephritidae
Gene: Usp30
Product: ubiquitin specific protease 30
Biological process (GO): protein deubiquitination
Cellular component (GO): cytosol; nucleus
Molecular function (GO): cysteine-type deubiquitinase activity
Source: RefSeq, a predicted model, not a curated record